AUGGAGGGUGCCUUUACUCACCUCGGAAACCACUUGAUCUCCGAUUCCGCUGCUGCGAUCAAGGCCGGCGCCGACGACCUCUCGACUAUCGAUGCGGACGAGAGCCUCCUCUAUGGUGGCAAGUUUGGGGGCCGCGGCGGACGACGCCGCGCCGAUGACGACGACAACCAGACUGAGCUAUAUGACGAGGAGGACAAUGACAGUCUGACGAGCGCACCCGUUGGCGCUUUGCAAGACUUGAAGCUCGGUCACGCUCAGGAGGAGGAAAGAGAGCUGCCUGCCCAUGCCUGCUCGUACUGCGGCAUCCAUUCCCCGAGCUCCGUUGUCAAAUGCCUUGGCUGCAACAAGUGGUUUUGCAGUGCUCGCGGCAACACGACCUCCAGCCACAUCGUCAACCAUCUCGUUCGCGCUCGCCACCGAGAAGUCCAGCUUCACCCUGAAUCGACCCUUGGCGACACUAUCCUUGAGUGCUACAACUGCGGAAGCAAAAACGUCUUCCUGCUGGGAUUCAUCCCUGCCAAAGCCGACACCGUUGUCGUUCUUCUCUGCCGACAGCCAUGCGCCGCCAGCACUUCCUCAAAGGACAUGAGCUGGGACAUCUCGCGAUGGCAGCCCUUGAUUGAGGAACGCGCCUUCCUCCCGUGGCUGGUCGCAACGCCCUCAGACGCCGAGCAGCUGCGCGCUCGUCACUUGACCCCGAAUGUCAUGGCCAAGCUCGAGGAACUGUGGAAAGAGGAUAUGACGGCAACGGUGGCCGAUUUGGACAAGGCGACCAGUAUUGAUGACGACCCUCAUCCUGUCCUGCUCAAGUACGAAGACCCGUUUCAGUACCAGAAUGUUUUUGGCCCUCUGGUCAAGAUGGAGUCCGACUACGACAAGAAGCUCAAGGAAGCGCAAUCGGAGGACGGCCUUCAGAUUCGCUGGGACUACGGCCUGAACGGCAAGCAUCUUGCAAGCUUCGAGCUUCACAAGAUAGAGUCCGGCGAUGUGAAGCUAGCUGUUGGUGACGAGAUGCGACUCCGCUACAAGGGAGAGCUUCGCCCAGCCUGGGAAGGCGUUGGCUACGUGAUCAAGAUCCCCAACAAUCACUCCGACGAGGUCACUCUGGAGCUGCGUAAGGCCGGUAACGAGAAGACGGUCCCAACUGAGUGCACCCACAACUUUUCGGCCGAUUAUGUGUGGAAAGCGACUUCAUAUGACCGCAUGCAGCUCGCCAUGAAGACUUUCGCUGUUGAUGACAACAGUGUCUCGGGCUUUAUCGUUCACAAGCUGCUUGGACGUGACGUUGCGGUCGCGCCCAUGAAGACGGCCAUGCCUAAGAAGUUUACCGCUCCUGGACUUCCCGACCUCAACCAGUCCCAGAUUUCUGCCAUAAAGGCGGUCCUCCAGACGCCUCUGAGUCUUAUCCAGGGGCCCCCGGGCACUGGCAAGACCGUCACGUCGGCGACCAUCAUCUACCACCUCGCUAAGAGCAGUGGAGGACAGGUCCUCGUCUGUGCGCCUUCUAACGUUGCCGUCGAUCAACUUUGCGAACGUAUCCACCGCACAGGGCUCAAGGUCGUGCGCUUGACAGCCAAGUCUCGUGAGGAUGUUGAGUCCUCUGUCAGUUUCCUCGCUCUCCACGAACAAGUCCGUAUGAACGACAGCAAUGGCGAGCUUGUCAAGCUUGCACAGCUGAAGACCGAGCUUGGCGAACUCUCGAGCCAGGAUGAGAAGAAGUUCAAGCAGCUGACCAAGGCUGCCGAGCGUGAUAUUUUACACAACGCUGACGUCGUCUGCUGCACCUGUGUCGGAGCAGGCGAUCCCCGUCUCUCUAAGAUCAAGUUCCGUAAUGUUUUGAUCGAUGAGUCGACCCAGUCUGCUGAGCCGGAAUGUAUGAUUCCUCUUGUUCUCGGUUGCAAGCAGGUGGUUCUUGUUGGCGACCACAAGCAGCUGGGCCCAGUCAUCAUGAACAAGAAGGCAGCGAAGGCAGGCCUCAACCAGUCUCUGUUCGAGCGACUGGUGAAUUUGCGUCUGCAGCCCAUUCGGCUGAACACUCAGUACCGCAUGCACCCAUGCCUGUCGGAAUUCCCAUCCAACAUGUUCUACGAUGGUUCCCUUCAAAACGGCGUGACGCACGCCCAGCGACUCCGCCGCGAUGUCGACUUCCCAUGGCCCGUUGCCGAUACACCCAUGAUGUUCUGGUCGAACCUGGGUAACGAGGAGAUCUCAGCCUCCGGCACAUCUUAUCUCAACCGCACCGAGGCUUCGAACGUCGAGAAGGUUGUGACUCGGUUCUUCAAGGCAGGCGUCAAGCCCCAGGACAUUGGUGUUAUCACACCGUACGAAGGCCAGCGCAGCUACAUCGUUAGCACGAUGCAGAACACGGGCACUUUCAAGAAGGAAAGCUACAAGGAGGUCGAGGUGGCGUCGGUCGACGCCUUCCAGGGCAGAGAGAAGGAUUUCAUCGUACUCUCUUGCGUGCGUUCCAGCGACAACCAAGGCAUCGGUUUCCUUUCGGACCCCCGUCGCCUGAACGUUGGUCUCACGCGCGCGAAGUACGGCCUCGUCAUCCUCGGCAACCCCAAGGUGCUGUCUAAACACGAGCUCUGGCACCAUCUUCUUGUCCACUUUAAGGACCGCAAGUGUCUCGUCGAGGGCCCGCUUACCAACCCUGCAAAAGCUCCCCUCCCUCCAGUUUGGCAAACCCCAAGACGCCCGUCCCGUCAAAAGUUCAACCAGCCUAACCAAUACGCUGCCGGCGGAUACAGCAGCGGCAAUGGGAACAGUAAUGGCAGCCGCUACGGUCCUCCUGGCGGUUCUGUCCGCGACUUUGAUACAGGCUCCGUUGUGUCCUACAUUCCUGACGACGUCUCCUCUAUUCACAGCUCUAGCCUCGGCGGCGCCGGCCUCAACACGACCUACCCUCAGUUCUUCUCCGGAUUCGGCCACGAAACCUGGCCCGGACUGCCAGGUGCCCCUACUGGUCGGUCCGGCAACCGCAGGGCCGCACGCGGCACGGAGAGCAUCGCUGGCGAGAGUGUGGCCAAUUCUGAGUACACCGAUGCAAGCGCUAGUGUCAUUGGGGCCAAGGGAGUAGGUCAGGGCGGCGUCAGCCUGGGCGCGGGUCUUCAAGAUGCCAUUCACGGCAUGCGGCCGGCAUCUUACAGCCGCAGCGACCGUCUCACGCAAUAUGUCAACUCGACCAGCGGUAACCGAAACGGCCCUGGCAAUGGCUACGGGCGUCGCUUCGACAAGGAUGACGAUGAAAAGAGCGUCAGCACUGCCUUCCACAGUCAGAUUGGCGGCGGCUUCGACUGA
This is a messenger RNA of Verticillium dahliae VdLs.17, 3300 nucleotides long. Its product is annotated as ATP-dependent helicase NAM7. The transcript is spliced from 3 exons. Gene Ontology annotation, molecular function: hydrolase activity; RNA helicase activity; ATP binding. The coding region runs from base 1 to 3300 and encodes 1099 amino acids. The record is from RefSeq and is a predicted model, not a curated record. Lineage: Eukaryota; Fungi; Ascomycota; Sordariomycetes; Glomerellales; Plectosphaerellaceae. Gene Ontology annotation, cellular component: cytoplasm. Gene Ontology annotation, biological process: nuclear-transcribed mRNA catabolic process, nonsense-mediated decay.